Molecule: messenger RNA, 534 nt
Organism: Rhea pennata
Lineage: Eukaryota; Metazoa; Chordata; Aves; Rheiformes; Rheidae
Gene: FOXI2
Product: forkhead box I2
Exons: 4
Coding region: 1-534 (177 amino acids)
Biological process (GO): anatomical structure morphogenesis; regulation of transcription by RNA polymerase II; cell differentiation
Molecular function (GO): DNA-binding transcription factor activity, RNA polymerase II-specific; RNA polymerase II cis-regulatory region sequence-specific DNA binding
Source: RefSeq, a predicted model, not a curated record
AUGGUGACAACAUCACCAACAGGUGAUGGACUAGAUCUUUUCUAUCCACCUGGCAUGAGGCGCCCGCUCCUGGGCGCCGCCGAGCUGGGCUGGCUGGCGCUGCCCGGCGCGCAGGAGCUGCGCGGAGCCGUGCGGCCGCCCUACUCCUACUCGGCGCUCAUCGCCAUGGCCAUCCAGAGCGCCCCCGACGGCAGGCUCACCCUCAGCCAGAUCUACCGCUACGUGGCCGACAACUUCCCCUUCUACCAGCGCAGCAAGGCCGGCUGGCAGAACAGCAUCCGCCACAACCUCUCCCUCAACGACUGCUUCCGCAAGGUGCCCCGCGACGAGGACGACCCAGGCAAAGGCAAUUACUGGACCCUCGACCCCAACUGCGGGAAAAUGUUCGAUAACGGCAAUUUCAGGAGGAAGAGGAAGAGGCGCUCCGACGCCGGCGCGCCCCACAGAGCCGAGGAGGGCGGCGCGGCGGCCCCCGGGCCGCAGGGCCCCCCCGGGCUGCGGGUGACUGAGGACUGUGGUGAGCAAGUCCUGUAG